Molecule: messenger RNA, 1784 nt
Organism: Enhydra lutris kenyoni (northern sea otter)
Lineage: Eukaryota; Metazoa; Chordata; Mammalia; Carnivora; Mustelidae
Product: NADH-cytochrome b5 reductase 3
Exons: 9
Coding region: 762-1667 (301 amino acids)
Cellular component (GO): mitochondrion
Molecular function (GO): oxidoreductase activity; FAD binding
Source: RefSeq, a predicted model, not a curated record
GGGUCCUGGGAUUGAGCCCCAUCAGGCUGUGCACUCAGCAUAGGGCAGGGCAGGCCAGAGGAUCCGGCUUGAGAAUUCUCUCCCUCUCCCUAAUAAAUAAAUCUUAAAAAAAAAAAAAAAGUCUUGCCCUCAGGGAGCCCAUAGUCCCCUGGGAUGCGGUGGGCCUGGGGACAGGCAACCCAGGAGGGAACACAGUGGGAUGACUUCAGCUGCAGGAAGAGCUAUUUGACCUGCAGCCAAACAGUGAGCCCGGGCGGCCCUGAGGCAGCUGGGGACAGUGUCCCGUUGAGAGGGAACAGCGGGUUCAAAGGCCUGGAGGGGGACGCAGCUAAGCAGUGUCAGGACCGGGAAGGCCCGUGAGGCCCAGCGCCGCGCUAGGUGCCCCUAAGUUUAGGCCAGGCGUGGCCUGGCCGCUUCCGGAUUAUUCUGUUCCGGAUCCCGUCGAGGAGGGGCGCCACCUUCCCUCUUUCUGGUGACAAAAGGGACCCAGAGAAGGCCGACGUGCGACCCCAGGCCGCCCCGCGGGCCGGAGCCCUGCUGCGCGCUCGCGUGGAGACCCCAACUCCGCCGCCGACCGCCGGCCACCUGCAGCGCGCGGGCAACUCCCCAGUCGCCCCUUCCCUGCGGCUGUGUGCGGGGAGGGGCCGCCUGGGCCCGCGCGGCCCCGCCCCUCCGCCGAGGUGACGCGACCGGGGGGCGGGGCCUGGGCGCGGCGGCCCGACUGUUUCGGCAGCGGCGGAGGAGCACCGUGCGGCGCCACGAUGGGGGCCCAGCUGAGCACGUUGGGCCAUGUGGUCCUGUCCCCAGUCUGGUUCCUCUACAACCUGCUCAUGAAACUGUUCCAGCGCUCAGCCCCGGCCAUCACCCUCGAGAGCCCGGACAUCAAGUACCCGCUGCGGCUCAUCGACAAGGAGGUGAUCAGCCACGACACCCGGCGGUUCCGCUUCGCCCUGCCGUCACCCCAGCACAUCCUGGGCCUCCCCGUCGGCCAGCACAUCUACCUCUCGGCUCGGAUCGAUGGAAACCUGGUCAUUCGGCCCUACACUCCUGUCUCCAGUGAUGACGACAAGGGCUUUGUGGACUUGGUCAUCAAGGUUUACUUCAAAGACACCCAUCCCAAGUUCCCUGCUGGAGGGAAGAUGUCCCAGUACCUGGAAAACAUGAAGAUUGGCGACACCAUUGAGUUCCGAGGCCCGAACGGGCUGCUGGUCUACCAGGGCAAAGGGAAGUUUGCCAUCCGUCCAGACAAGAAGUCCAACCCCGUCAUCAAGACAGUGAAGUCGGUCGGCAUGAUCGCUGGCGGGACGGGCAUCACCCCGAUGCUGCAGGUGAUCCGCGCCAUCAUGAAAGACCCACAUGACCCCACCGUGUGCCACCUCCUGUUUGCCAACCAGACUGAGAAGGACAUCCUGCUGCGGCCCGAGCUAGAGGAACUGAGGAACGAACAUUCUGCUCGCUUCAAGCUCUGGUACACUGUGGACAAAGCCCCUGAAGCCUGGGACUACAGCCAGGGCUUCGUAAAUGAAGAGAUGAUCCGGGACCACCUUCCGCCCCCGGAGGCGGAGCCGCUGAUACUGAUGUGCGGCCCCCCGCCCAUGAUCCAGUAUGCCUGCCUGCCCAACCUGGACCGCGUGGGCCACCCCAAGGAGCGCUGCUUCGCCUUCUGAGGGCCAGGCCCUGGCUGCUUGCACGCCUGCCCUGCGUACUCACCGUGCCCUGUCCACACCCACUCCUCCUGCCACCGUUCUGUAACAUCACUUCCUUCCCCCACAUCUCAUGCUGUG